AUGGAGGACUCCGACGGAGGCCUCAACUUCGACUUUGAGGGAGGCCUCGAUGCACCCGCCACCGUCUCGGCCUCCGCGGGCCCCGCCAAUACGGUCCCAACUUCGAAUUAUUCCGUGAUGCAAUCCGACUCCGCCGUUACCGGGCUGGGUGCCAAUCAGGCCGCUGCGGCGCCGCAGCCCAAUCAGAAUGCGAACCGGACAGGUGGGCGGAGCUACCGACAAACGGUGUGUCGUCACUGGCUGCGCAGCCUUUGUAUGAAGGGCGAUGCCUGUGGGUUCCUCCACCAAUACGACAAGUCGCGGAUGCCCGUGUGCCGCUUCUUCCGGUUGUACGGCGAGUGCCGCGAGCAGGACUGCGUGUACAAGCACACUAACGAGGACAUCAAAGAGUGUAAUAUGUACAAGUUGGGUUUUUGUCCAAAUGGUCCUGAUUGCCGGUAUAGACACGCAAAGCUGCCUGGACCUCCACCUCCAGUGGAAGAAGUCCUUCAGAAGAUCCAGCAUUUGACUUCUUACAAUUAUAACAACUCAAGUAAGUUCUAUCAACAAAGGAAUGCUGGUUUUCCCCAACAAGGAGAUAAGCAUCAGCCUGCACAAGGACCCAACAAUUUUGUGGGAAAACCUACUACAGCAGAGUCUGGCAAUGUCCAGCAGCAGCAACAGCAACAGCUUCAACAAACCCAACAACAUGUUGGCCCCACACAGACACAAACUCUUCCCAAUGGCUUAGCUAAUCAGGCAAAUAGAAGCGCGUUGCCUUUGCCUCAAGGAACAUCUAGGUAUUUUAUUGUUAAAAGUUGCAACCGAGAAAAUUUGGAAUUAUCUGUACAACAAGGAUUAUGGGCAACUCAGAGGAGCAACGAGUCCAAACUUAAUGAAGCUUUUGACUCUGCUGAAAAUGUGAUUUUAAUUUUCUCAGUCAACCGGACUCGACAUUUCCAGGGUUGUGCAAAGAUGAUGUCCAGAAUUGGUGGGUCUGUUGGUGGAGGGAAUUGGAAAUAUGCACAUGGAACCGCACAUUAUGGGCGAAAUUUCUCUGUCAAAUGGUUAAAGCUAUGUGAACUAUCCUUUCACAAAACUCGUCAUUUGAGGAACCCCUACAAUGAGAACCUACCAGUGAAGAUAAGUAGAGAUUGUCAAGAGCUAGAGCUCUCCGUCGGUGAGCAGUUGGCAUCCUUGCUUUAUCUUGAGCCAGAUAGUGAACUUAUGGCAAUUUCGAUUGCGGCAGAAUCAAAACGCGAAGAAGAAAAAGCAAAGGGAGUCAAUCCAGAGAAUGGUGGUGAGAAUCCAGACAUUGUCCCAUUUGAGGACAAUGAAGAGGAGGAAGAGGAAGAAAGUGAAGAUGAGGAAGAUAGCUUUGGUCAAGUUCCCGGAGCAGGAAAUGAUGGCAGAGGAAGGGGCAGAGGAGGAGGAGUCAUGUGGCCUCCUCACAUGGCUCUACCAAGAGGUGGCAGACCUAUGCCCGGGAUGCAGGGUUUUCCCCCAGGAAUGAUGGGUCAUGAUGCAAUGCCCUAUGUACCUGACGGAUUUGUAAUGCCAAAUCCGUUCGGUAUGGCCCCUCGGGGUUUCAAUCCGUAUGGUCCCAGGUUUUCAGGUGAUUUUACAGGGCCCAACCCUGGCAUGAUGUUUCGUGGGAGACCACAACAACCUGGAUUUCCACCCGGUGGGUUUGGGAUUAUGGGUCCUGGACGUGCACCAUUCAUGGGAGGGAUACAUCCAGGCCGAGGUGGUCGGCCAACAGGUAUGUCUCCAAUGUUUCCACCACCCCCACCACCAUCAUCUCAAAACCCUAACCGGAUGCCGAAGAGAGAUCCAAGGGGAGCUUCCACUGAUCGGAAGGGACAAGAUAUGUCAGGUCCAGAUGAUGAGACACAUUAUGGUGCUGGAAACAGCUCUAGAAAUGAUGAUAGCGAAAGUGAGGAUGAGGCCCCGAGGCGGUCGAGGCAUGGAGAUGGAAAGAAGAAACGGCGAGACUCGGAAGGAGAUGCGACCUCCGAGCACUAG
Molecule: messenger RNA, 2004 nt
Organism: Malus domestica (apple)
Lineage: Eukaryota; Viridiplantae; Streptophyta; Magnoliopsida; Rosales; Rosaceae
Gene: YTP14
Product: cleavage and polyadenylation specificity factor CPSF30
Biological process (GO): mRNA splicing, via spliceosome; regulation of mRNA splicing, via spliceosome
Cellular component (GO): nucleoplasm
Molecular function (GO): N6-methyladenosine-containing RNA reader activity; metal ion binding; mRNA binding
Source: RefSeq, marked provisional